Messenger RNA from Vicia faba (fava bean), 1377 nucleotides. NCBI's taxonomy places the organism in Eukaryota, Viridiplantae, Streptophyta, Magnoliopsida, Fabales, Fabaceae. The record is from the annotation of a GenBank genome assembly.
AUGAAUGCCGCUCCAACUACCGUUACUUAUCAAAGACAGUCCAAGCAGGGGAACCAAGGGAAUAAUCAGAGAAGGGAGAACUAUGACCAUAUACCCAUGAGUCAUGCAGAGCUACUACCAGCAUUGAUUCAGAAGAAGUUGGUCCAGACACGACCACCACCAGCAGUACCAUCACCAUUGCCUUGGUAUUACACAGCAGACCAGACGUGUGCCUUUCAUCAGGGAGCACCAGGGCAUAGUGUUGAAAAUAUUUAUCCUUUGAGGACUGAAGUGAAAAGGUUGGUGAAGUCUGGAAUUUUAUCUUUCAAAGACAUGAGACCUAAUGUAAAAGAAAAUCCUCUACCCAAGCACGGGGGAGUGAAUGCUGUGAAUAUGGUGGCCGGUUGUCCAGGUGACUUCCAGAUUUUUGACAUUAAUUUGGUUAGAGGGGAUUUGGUAAAGAAGCAUGCAGACCUCUGUGAAUUCAGUUAUUAUACGUAUGACCACACUGGUUGUGCUAUUUGCAGUACAAACAUACAGGGUUGCGAGAAGAUAAAGGCUGAUUUACAGGAGAUGAUGGAUGAAGGUCUAAUUCAUAUAAUCAGGCCUAGGGCAGAAUAUGAAGAGGAAGUUAAUAUGGUUUCUGAAUGUCCGGGUGAAUUCAGAAUUUUUGAAGUAGAGCAUUUGAAUGAAGAUCUCGUACAGUUGCAUGCUACCUUUUUCCGUACUGCUGGUCAGGUGGAACACCAAUAUGGAUCAUGCGUAGUUUGUUGUCAAGACCCCCGAGGAUGUUCUAUUGUGAUAGAGGGUGUUCAAUUGCUGUUAGACAAUGGAACUAUGAAGGUCACAGGUCAGAGAGAUGAUUAUCACGAGAUUGAUAUGGUUGAAGUUUGUUUGAUGGGAGAAGAGUCAGAAGAAGAAUAUGCCUCUGCAGAUGAGUAUUUCUCUUCAGACGUAGAUUUGUUUACCGGAUAUGGUCUUUUGAGGGCUGAUUGUGUUGAGGAAGGUGUAAACGUCAUUGUACGUUGUUUUGGUGCACCCGCUCAUCUUGAGGUAGAGUACCAUAGCAAACCAGCUGUUACCCCAUUGGUAAUUAGUCUGCCAGGACCUGUUCCCUAUAAAUCAGAUAAGGUUGUGCCUUACAAAUGCAACGCUACAAUCUUAGAAGAUGGGGUGGAAGUUCCCAUCCAGCCAAUGCCAGACGUUGGAAUUAUAUAUGAUAAUAGCAGGGUGACCCAUAGUGGUCGCGUGUUUGCGCCGGUUAUUCGAAGAGAUGUUGUUGCUGGAAAGAAAAUUACUGAGAACGUUGAGCCUAAGAAGGAUGCAGGAGAGGCUAGUGGAGCCACAUUGGAGAAUGAAGUGGAUGAUAUCUUGAAGAUAAUUAAAAUGAGCGACUAA